Messenger RNA from Bombina bombina (fire-bellied toad), 2384 nucleotides. RefSeq names its product ficolin-1-B. NCBI's taxonomy places the organism in Eukaryota, Metazoa, Chordata, Amphibia, Anura, Bombinatoridae. The coding region runs from base 44 to 973 and encodes 309 amino acids. The transcript is spliced from 8 exons. The record is from RefSeq and is a predicted model, not a curated record.
UUUAAAAGCUUUACAGCUCCAGUACCACAUACAUCAUCCGGCUAUGAGGGGACCUACUGCACAGACACUAUUGGCUCUGACCAUUUGGGUUACACUAAUUGGUUGUUCUGCUGGGGCCACCUGUCCAGAUGUGAAGUUUAUUGGAGUCAGGAACUCCUCAGAAAAGAUGGCAUUUCUGAGAGGAUGCCCAGGGAUACCUGGAAUACCAGGAGUUCAAGGACCAAUGGGACGAGCAGGAACAUCUGGAAUUAAAGGAGAAAGGGGGGAUCAAGGAUUAAAGGGUGAAAAAGGAGCUACAGGAGUCCCUGGUGUGUCAGAUCUUGGAGUGGCAAAAAACUGUAAGGAGCUUCUGGACCAGGGUGCUUCACAAAAUGGCUGGUACACGAUAUAUCCACCACAGGAUUCUCCAAUAACAGUGAUGUGUGACAUGGAAACGGACGGAGGUGGCUGGAUAGUAUUUCAGAGACGUAUGGAUGGAUCAGUAGAUUUUUACAGAGACUGGAAUUCCUACAAGAGAGGGUUCGGCAAUCAGUGGGGCGAGUUCUGGCUGGGGAAUGAUAACAUUCAUCUACUCUCCUCCAUUGGUACAUUUGAGAUGCGUGUUGACCUUACAGAUUUUGAUAACAAUCAAAGUUAUGCCUUGUACAAAAACUUCUCUAUUUCUGGGGAAUCACAGAACUACACACUACAGCUAGGUAGCUUCCAUGGAGGAAAUGCAGGUGACUCUUUGUUUAAUGUGCACAAGAACAGAGCAUUUUCCACUAAAGACAGGUAUCAUAAUGAGGAUGCUAAAGGUUGUGCAGUGUCAUACAAAGGUGCCUGGUGGUACAACUCAUGUCAUAAUUCCAACCUGAACGGGCUGUAUCUGAAAGGUGAGAACAAACAAAAAGGAAUGGGCAUAAACUGGUCAUCUCUCAAACGAAGCACAUACUCAUUCAAGGUGUCUGAAAUGAAGUUCCGACCACAAACCUAACGAUAGAGAUGGAAGUUCCAGUUUCUAGAAGAACUCCAGAAAUACAUCUCAGUGCUGAAACUGUUCCGUGAAAGAUGAUGUAACUAACAACUGUGUAUACCCCGCAAUUUGUAACCACUUAUCUUACGGUAAAUUAAAUUGAAAUGAAAUUUGUUACCACUUAUCUAAUGGUAAAACAAAAUGCUGUUUAACUCCUUAACUAAAAGCUUUUUCAAAUCCAAUGCUAAUGCAAGUUUUAGUAGCCGGUGUUCUAUCGAGAACUCCAAUAUGACGUGACUUCCCGGUGAUUCCAUAACCUGAUUGGUCCGUGUCUCAGUGAGUGACAGGAUCCACAACCAAUCAGAUGGGCACUGUAAUCGCCUAUCUUUACUAUCUAUUUUGCCUCCACCUGGGGGGGCAAAGCCUGCUGAUUCGCAGCCAAUCAGCCUCUAGCAGGGGGUGUCAAUUCGAUCGGGUUGAUUUCUGUCCGCCGCCUCAGAGCAGGCAGACAGAUUAUGGAGCAGAGGUCUUUAGAGCCUGAAGGCUCACCGGAAACACGGAAAUGCCCCCUAGACAUUUCUUCACAUCUUCGUUAUCUUAGACCUGCUUAGUUCUGUGUCACAUUAAAAUACAGAGAUUUAGGCCUGUGGGGUGUGUUGGGAUAGGAAGGGGUAAGGAGAAGGGGCAGAGGCGAGAAUAUAAUAUUAACCCUUUCUAGGGUUUCUGAUUUCAAUGUGGUAAAACUUUCAUGUCACACUAGAACCUUGUGAGAAACGCCAUGUAUUGAGGAGCAAUUUGUGUUGAAUAUCCUCCCAAAUGAAUUUCAUAUCAUGAAAGAAUGCUAAAUUAUUGGAUUUAAAAUAUCCAUAUUCUUCCAUUAACAGAAUAUUACCCAUAUGUGUGAGCCAAUUACUAAGCAUAGGGCUCAUUUGGGAUUUCCGUCCUUGUCCAUUUUUUAUUACAACUUAUGACUCGGUUUCAUACCCUCCCGGUUUCAGUCUAUUGUACUAGCAAUUGUUCCACGGUGAAACUCCUAAAGAGUCUGAUGAUCAAAAACUCACCGGCAUAGAAAAUGUUUGGGAGCUUUUUUUGGGCAUUAGAUUGUAUUUUUAUUUUAUAUAUGAUAUGUUUUAUCAGUAUAUUAUCGGAAAUGCUUGCAGUCUAAUCUAGAUGGUCUACCCUUCUUUUUGAUAUAUAUAAAUAUAUUUUUUUUAAUCCUAAAUAUUAUCUCAAUCUGUUACACUUGAAUAUUAUGAUUUUUUUCGUUAAGAAUUGAGUGAUAUUGUACUAAGUAUACUGAAGGUUAUGUACUCCUGUUAUGUUUCCUGUCUAUCAAAUGCAUUAUUCAUUGUGCAACAUGUGUUGUGCUUUGAACAAUAAUUAAUGUAUUCUAUGUGUUACUGGCAUUUUUUAAUAUACUCUUUUACAAGCA